This is a messenger RNA of Galendromus occidentalis (western predatory mite), 2400 nucleotides long. It is a transcript of the gene Hsl, whose product is annotated as hormone-sensitive lipase. Gene Ontology annotation, cellular component: cytosol. The record is from RefSeq and is a predicted model, not a curated record. Gene Ontology annotation, molecular function: sterol ester esterase activity; triacylglycerol lipase activity. The transcript is spliced from 14 exons. NCBI's taxonomy places the organism in Eukaryota, Metazoa, Arthropoda, Arachnida, Mesostigmata, Phytoseiidae. The coding region runs from base 122 to 2155 and encodes 677 amino acids. Gene Ontology annotation, biological process: cholesterol metabolic process; triglyceride catabolic process.
UUGUCACAGUACAUUUCAACUUUCAGUUGCUCUGAGGGACCGCACUGUGCACUUUCCACCGUCAACAAGUCGUAGCGCGCAGUUUUCUUACGGGGACAGUGCUACAGUUCGGGAGUCAAACAUGGAAGAAAACGAGCGCCGCAGCGGCUUGUACCUCAUCGGGAUUCUUCAGCAGACCCUUCAGAACAACAUAGACUACUUUGCAUGUACCUGUCAAGACGAUUUCACGCAGAAUUUCGUGGAGUUGCUAGGGGCUCUCGGAGAGCUCGAGAAAAUCGCUUCGCAAAUUCACGGAUUCGCUUUCAAAUACGACUACGAUGUUAGAAUUCCUGCUAACGGAUACCGGACCUAUUGCCUCCUCGUGGAACGAUUCGUUUCCAACACUCUCGAUCUCAGUAGACAAAUCGUCGAAAAACGAGAUUCUAUGUUCUUCCGAGCAGGAAAAUUUGCAAAGGAUGUAGAGGUUCGAGUCGUGGCUUGCAAGGAACUUCGGAAGGCUGGUGCAAUGCUCUUGACUUUGGCAGCCAAGUCCGAAGGAAACAACUUGUUCAUCUCCGAUCCCGCGGAAUUCAAAUCCCUCCUCAAAGACUCGACAUCGUUUGACAAGCGACCCUUCUUGGGCAGGAUGCUCGGUUACCCACUGUGUGAAUCAUUGCAAAACUGCCUCAGCGCAGUCAGUAUUGCCAUGGCCACCUUCUCCGAGCAGUACAAGAACGAAUCGAGCGUUGUCGCGUCAUUUGCGGCGUCUCUGUUCAAUUCGACAAAAUACGGGAUGGAUAUCGACGACCGCGCCGAACGAAACGCCACGAUCAUCAAAAACGGCGGCAUCGACUUCCUGAAAAGCUUUUGGACUCUCAACGAAAUGCCAAUUACCAAGAGAAUCUCCGGUUGGAUUAGUCCGUCUCUCGAAGUUUGCGAAAAUGUCACUUUGCCCCUAGUACCUUUGAAGUUAGAGCGGAGGGGUGAAGCACUCGACGUUCCGUAUCCGUCUUCACACCUCCCGACGCAACCCGUCAAGGCACUCCUGUUAUCGCACGUUUGGCGGCAGGGUCAAGACGCCCUCGCGGGCACGCCCCCUGCAUCCGCGUACGAGUACCCGCCCACAAGCACUAUGUUUCUGCACUUGCAUGGCGGCGGGUUCAUCGCCCAGUCUCCGGAAUCGCACGAAAUCUACCUCCGGGGAUGGGCGUCCGAACUUCAGAUGCCUCUGAUGUCAAUCGAUUACUCCUUAGCGCCAGAAGCGCCGUUCCCGCGCGCCCUCGAAGAAGUUUUCUACGCUUACGCUUGGUUGAUCAACAAUCCGUAUGCCGUGGGUUGGAGCGGCGAGAAGAUCGUCGUAGGAGGGGACAGCUGCGGUGGCAACCUUGCCAUUGCACUAGCGCUGAAGUGCAUACACUUAGAAGUCCGACCCCCCGAUGCUUUAUUUUCAGCCUAUAGCCCUCUGAAUUUGAGGCUGUCACCGGCGCCAUCGCGUCUACUUUGCUGCAUGGAUCCUUUAUUGCCCUUCGAGUUUCUCCUGCUCUGCGUACACAGUUAUGUUGGCGUCGACGUCAAACCGAACGACUCGGGGAGUCCGGUCAAGGUUUCGUCCCAAAACCUUGAGAUUAGGAUCGAUAACGGUAUUAAUGAGGACCCCCAGCCCGUCGGAGAUUCGGGUCAAGAAAAAGACACUAUACAAGGAAUCACAGACGCAGUCUACGAUACGACGGCCAAACUCUAUCAAGAUCACUUUGUCAGACCCCUCGAGAUGUUCACCGGGACGAACCAAGCGUGGCAGAGUUCACAUUGGUUCUCUCCGGAGAAUCCCAACGCUCAGGAAAUUAUCGAUCGGAUCGAUGACCUGGCGGCUUCGCCGUUCAUUUCACCUCUCCUGGCGGAUGAUCAACUCCUAUCAAGAUUGCCUCCAACCUAUCUUCUGGGGCUUCAUUUAGAUCCAUCUCUGGACGAUAUGGUGAGCUUCGCGAAACGUCUCGGACGUUUGGGCCGGUUCGUCGAAUUCGUCGUCCUGGACCGUCUUCCACAUGGAUUUCUGAACUUCGUUCCAUUUAGUACGGAAGCCGCUGAAGCCUCGAAAGUAUGUUGCGACAUGCUACGGGAUGCCUUCGCUCUGGUUCCCCCGAAUCCGAUAAAUCCACUGGAGGAAGUUCCCCUCUGAAAUCUCAUUUAGGUACCUUGUUCCAUGAGCGGGGCGUCGUGAAUCGUGAAUUUCGGAGUCAAUCGUCGCCGAGCGACUGACUCUAUCAUAUGACUGCGGUGUCCCGAGGUGGCGUUGGAGGAUGCGUGAGAUAUUCUCUCCGAAAAACGGGUCCAGUCUUCGAGCGUGAUGGAAGAGUACUCCGGGAUUCGGAAAGCACACCUUUUAGUCAGCCGCGCUAUCGGGUAGCAUUUAUCAAUGAGACU